CCAUCGCCACAUAAAUUUGUGUGGCAGCCAUAAUUGUCGUCGUUCCAUGGACAAUUUCAUCCCCAAAACACCGGUUUAAAUAGCUGUUUUCGUCACCUGCUGGUGUUCGUUUGAUACAAGGUAGAUUUGGGAGGACGAACUAGAGCAGACUGAGGUACAAUGAGUGAGUUAAGACAUCGUGAAGGACAAGCAUCUAAGGAGUCAAAUAGCGGUGGUGCAGAACAACAGUCGAAGACCGAACAUGAACAGACACAAGCAGACGUGACGGCCGACAUGGCCGAGAAGCCUGUUACUGGCUGCAAGCCACCUGAUGAUUUGCAGGAAGCCCUACCGCAGCUAUCUGAUCCACCCAUCCCAGCCCAGAAAGACACUGUACCAUCCAUCUUGAAAGGUUUACCACCAAGAUGGCAGAAUUGGUUUAUUCGAGGUGGUUUCUCCAUCGUGAUGGUGGCAGCGUUUGCGUUCAUCAUUUAUUGUGGACCUGUAGCAAUCACUGGCCUGGUGCUGCUGAUUGAGAUGAUGUGUUUUCAUGAGAUCAUCACCAUCGGACACGCUGUAUAUCGCUCACAAGACCUUCCCUGGUUCCGCACACUUAGCUGGUACUUCCUGUUAUGUGCCAACUACUUCGUCUAUGGCCAGAGUAUGAAGGAUUACUUUGGUAUUGUGCUCCACAGAGACCUGGAAUUUCUGCAGCCAUUGAUUGACUACUAUCGCUUUGUUGCUUUCUGGCUCUACAUGUUUGGCUUCAUGUUGUUUGUGUUGUCACUGAGGAAAUCUCAAUAUCUGGUUCAGUUCACCCUGUUUGGCUGGACCCACAUAGCUCUCCUAAUUGUCGUCACUCAGUCCAAUCUGAUCGUUCAGAGCAUGUUUGAAGGAAUCAUCUGGUUUCUUCUUUCAACGACAUCGGUCAUCUGUAAUGACAUCAUGGCCUACAUGUUUGGAUUCUUUUUUGGCCGGACUUCACUCAUCAAACUUUCACCCAAGAAAACCUGGGAGGGUUUCAUUGGAGCUUGCUUCUCAACCGUCAUCUUCAUUGUCAUUGUUGCCAGCUUUCUCAAACGCUACAACUUCUUUGCCUGCCCACCUGAGUUUGAUGAAGAGAAGGGUGAGUUUGUCAUGGAAUGUGAGCCAUCAGUCACCUUCUAUCCCAAGGAAUACAACGUACCCAUCUUCAUGCAGAGCUCACUGGCUUUGGUUGGUAUCCAGUGGCAGACGUUCACCACCUUACCACUGUACAUACACGCUGCCGUCAUUGGCCUAUUUGCCUCUCUGGUGAGCCCCUUUGGUGGAUUCUUUGCUAGUGGCUUCAAGAGGGCAUUCAAGAUCAAGGAUUUUGGUGAUGUAAUUCCUGGCCAUGGAGGGAUCAUGGAUCGCUUUGACUGCCAGUUCUUAAUGGCUUCUUUCCUCUAUGUAUACCUACAGACCUUCCUCAAGUCUUCCUACCCACAGAAGCUUGUCCAGCAAAUAUUCCAGUUGAGUGCUGAAGACCAACUGAUGGUAUACAAACAACUCACAGAGCACUUGAAUAAGACUGGUAUCCUGCCCAUGUGAAGGAAAUCAAAGUGCCGGUAAUCACAGCUGUAAGUACAGGAAUCAGACCAUAGAUGCUUGAUGACUGUGGCUAUGGAUUAUAUACAUAGGCUGUGCCAGGAUUUCAUGUAGCCACAAUGAUUCUUAAUUGAACACAGCGGCUUCCCAUUAACUCAUAUCAGUUGUUUCACUUGUUAUUGGCUAUAAAUAAAGAUCUGUGUCAUCUCAACCAUUUUGAUGACUACUUUUUUCAAUCUGUCCCUCUCGCAAACAAUCUGCAAACAACCUGCACAGAAUGAAAUGAACCUGCACGAUCACUUGAAGUCUGAUCCGUCAAAUACCUGAUUGUAUUGAUACUCUCUGUGUUGUUUGCAAGUAAAAUUCCCUGUCUAAAAGAGCCGCUGAUUGUUCACAGGUUGACUCGAGAAGGCUUUUGCUGGAAGGGUUAAACGUUACAGUGAUGCAUAAAAACUCUGCAUCGCAAAAUAGUGUUUGUUUUAUAGAUGCACAGUGCUAUUUUUAGCAGCUUGGAGUAACUGUAGCAGGUUGUGAUGAUGCAAUAUAUAUAUUGUACAUACAGAAAACUUGAUGUUAAUGUACAUAAUGCAGAAAAACCAUGUUGUUACCAUGUUGUUGGUAGUUUAUUAUUGUUUAGAUGUGCAGUGCUGCAGUUUGUGUCAGGGAUAAAUGUAACUCCUACUAUCGGAAAUUAUCCAAGAUAAACAAGAGAAUUACUCAAACUUUUCAGCAAUUUUUGCAUGCAUAUACAUUUUCAUUGUUCAUAUAAAGCUAAAAAAACAAUAUGCAGAUGAAUGAUUAAAAGAACCUAAAAAUAGUCUUUAAAAAGCGUUACACUAGAUGUGAAGAGUACGGGAUCACGGACAAAUGUUUAACGUCUCACUAAUAACAUGCAGGGUGUUAUAUGUUACAUGUACAUGUAAAUCAUCACGGCAAUUAACAAUUUUGAUCCUGUGUAGGUUUAUUUUAUUCUUAUAGAAGGAUUGCCUAGAGUGUCCACUCGAGGGCGCUCUUUAUAAUAUCUUUACCCUCUUACUCGUUACAGGAUACGUAAACUAAGUAUUUGUUUCCCAUUUUGUUUUGCUGGAUUUUAUUCAAUGAAGGUAAUAUUAUCGUUCUAGCUAUUGAAGUGGCCGAUUUAGAAUAAGUAAUGUGUUUUUUAAUGUCAUAAUAUGACUUUUGCUAGUUUUUAAUAUUGUUCUCUAAUUUGAUAUUAAUUGGAAUUAAAAAAGUUGGUUUUCCUUGGUUGGUGGUCGAUCAAUUAACAACAAUAGAUAUAUUCUUAUUAACCUAACUGAAGACACCAACGCCCCCCCCCCCCUCCGAUGAAUGGGUGCAGUACAUCUGUGUCUAUUCUGUUCAGCCUAAACACAUCCGAUUCAACCAAUGGACUAAUAGUAAUACCAACAAUUUAUAAAUUGACCUAGAUAGGAGUCCAACUAAACCUUGUUGGUGUUCCACUGAACUGUUGAGAGAGUUUCCUUUUGAAAGGAUCUGUGAGCCUAUUUUUAUUCCGGAUUUCACACCAUGGGUUAUUAUUCAAAAAGCUGAACAGUCUAGAAAGGGUUGUUGUUAGAGAUCUGUGUAAUUUUAAAUGUGAUUUCUUGAUACUUGGAUAACUGUUUUAGGAAAAGUUAUUAAUUUUAAUUAAAUAUUUACCAUUAAUUAAUAAGUACCAUUUGAAAUAUGCAUGAUAUCAUUGGUCAGCCAUUAGACAUAUACAUGUUCUUAUUACGGUGUUUUUGUCAGUGCAAUAGCUCCAGUAAUAUAUUGUGCUUAUUUGUACGAUAAUGCACGAAGGUGUUAAUAAUCGGUUAUCGGUAUAAUAAUUGUGUUUAAUCAUAUGAUAUAUGUUUGUAUAGACUACAGUUUUAACCCAAUAGCCCAUUUUGAUACGUUUUUCAGGCCUCAGCUUUCUGUUUUUAGGGAUAGUGUUGGACAAGAAUCCAAAGAUUCCCUUAUCCAGUGUCAAGUAGCACUAGUUUCUACUGCAAAGUGCUUCAUUGAACUUGUAUCCUAUCGACUUGGUGACUUUUACAAUAGAUCUUGGGGAUAUUGCUGGUUUUUGGUGUAUUUAAACUUAUCGCAGCAUAUUAUUCUAAUUUGUGUUGAGAAAUUGUAGAUAGAGGUUGCUUUACAUGAAUGUUAUCAUGGAAUAAUAUUUCGUUACCAGUGCACCUUGAGUAAUGUUCAAAUUUCAACCUUAAUAUUUUAAGCAAAUCAGUUCCAUUAUUAAUACAAUCUUUCAAUUAUAUUGUGUCUAUCUUGAUGUUUAGAAUUUAAUUGAACAGCGUUCUAAAUUGCUUAGGAACAUGCAAAAUAGCUUCAGAAGUUCAGCUGUCACAACUGCCUUGUGUAACGCAUCAAUUUAGACAUAUAACAAAUGUUAAUAAAGUGAAGCACGACA
Messenger RNA from Patiria miniata (bat star), 3955 nucleotides. RefSeq names its product phosphatidate cytidylyltransferase, photoreceptor-specific-like. Bases 160 to 1551 code for a protein of 463 amino acids. Gene Ontology annotation, molecular function: phosphatidate cytidylyltransferase activity. The record is from RefSeq and is a predicted model, not a curated record. Gene Ontology annotation, cellular component: endoplasmic reticulum membrane. NCBI's taxonomy places the organism in Eukaryota, Metazoa, Echinodermata, Asteroidea, Valvatida, Asterinidae. The transcript is spliced from 13 exons.